AGCCUCCUUAGUCUCCUCAUCCUGCUUCACAGGCUCCGCGGCCUCCGGCCUCCUCGGCCCCCGUCCCCCGGCCUCCUCGGCCCCCGUCCCCCGCCAUCCGCCGCCCGGAUCCUCGCCGCCCUCCCUAGGCCGCCCCGCCGCCAUGGGCCUGCGCCCGCCGCGCCGCCGGGCCGAGGGCAGCUGAGGCGCGGUGCGAAGAUGGGCGAGGACAGAGCAGGGCCCGAGCGCCAGCCCCAGCAGCCCGGGCGCCCCGCGCGCGCCCGCCCGCGCCGCCGAGGGGAUGCCCGCGCCCGCCGCCGCGCCCUGAGCGCCUUUGUCUGCCGCCCGCGCCCUUCCGCACCACUAGCCUCUCGGGAGCAUGGCGUCGGCCCCGCCGGCCUCGCCCCCGGGCUCGGAGCCGCCGGGGCCCGACCCGGAGCCGGGCGGGCCGGACGGGCCGGGGGCGGCACAACUGGCUCCGGGCCCUGCGGAGCUACGCCUCGGAGCGCCCGUCGGCGGCCCCGACCCGCAGUCCCCGGGCCUGGAUGAGCCUGCGCCCGGGGCCGCUGCAGAUGGCGGGGCGCGUUGGAGCGCCGGGCCGGCCCCGGGGCUGGAGGGAGGCCCGCGAGACCCCGGGCCGUCCGCCCCGCCGCCGCGCUCCGGCCCGCGGGGGCAGCUUGCGAGCCCCGACGCCCCGGGCCCAGGGCCGCGCUCCGAAGCGCCGCUUCCAGAACUCGACCCGUUGUUCUCCUGGACUGAGGAGCCCGAGGAGUGUGGCCCCGCGAGCUGCCCGGAGAGCGCGCCUUUCCGCUUGCAGGGGUCCAGCAGCAGCCACCGAGCGCGGGGCGAGGUCGACGUCUUCUCUCCCUUCCCCGCGCCCACGGCGGGCGAGCUGGCGCUGGAGCAAGGUCCCGGGUCCCCGCCGCAGCCCUCGGACCUCAGCCAGACCCACCCCCUUCCGAGCGAGCCCGUGGGGAGUCAGGAGGACGGCCCCCGCCUCCGAGCCGUGUUCGAUGCCCUGGACGGGGAUGGGGACGGUUUCGUCCGCAUCGAGGACUUCAUCCAGUUUGCUACGGUCUACGGGGCAGAGCAGGUGAAGGACUUAACUAAGUACUUGGAUCCCAGUGGGCUCGGCGUGAUCAGCUUUGAAGACUUCUACCAAGGGAUCACAGCCAUCAGAAACGGAGAUCCUGAUGGCCAGUGCUACGGUGGUGUCGCUUCUGCCCAAGAUGAGGAGCCCCUGGCCUGCCCGGACGAGUUCGAUGACUUCGUCACCUAUGAGGCCAACGAGGUGACGGACAGCGCGUACAUGGGCUCCGAGAGCACCUACAGUGAGUGUGAGACCUUCACGGACGAGGACACCAGCACCCUGGUGCACCCUGAGCUGCAACCUGAAGGGGACGCAGACAGUGCCGGCGGCUCGGCCGUGCCCUCUGAGUGCCUGGACGCCAUGGAGGAGCCCGACCAUGGUGCCCUGCUGCUGCUCCCAGGCAGGCCUCACCCCCAUGGCCAGUCUGUCAUCACGGUGAUCGGGGGCGAGGAGCACUUUGAGGACUACGGUGAAGGCAGUGAGGCGGAGCUGUCCCCAGAGACCCUAUGCAACGGGCAGCUGGGCUGCAGUGACCCCGCUUUCCUCACGCCCAGCACUGACCCUCUUGCCGCAAAGCUGCACAGCAUCCUCACUGAUGAGGCGUUUGAGUUUUACUGUAGCCAGUGCCACAAACAAAUCAACCGCCUUGAGGAUCUUUCUGCCCGCCUGAGUGAUCUUGAAAUGAAUAGUCCGACAAAGCGGCUCUCCAGCAAGAAGGUGGCAAGGUACCUGCACCAGUCAGGGGCCCUGACCAUGGAGGCCCUGGAGGACCCUUCCCCCGAGCUCAUGGAGGGCCCAGAGGAGGACAUUGCUGACAAGGUUGUCUUCCUGGAAAGGCGUGUGCUGGAGCUGGAAAAGGACACGGCAGCCACCGGUGAGCAACACAGCCGCCUGAGGCAGGAGAACCUGCAGCUGGUGCACAGAGCAAACGCCCUGGAGGAGCAGCUGAAGGAGCAGGAGCUGAGAGCCUGCGAGAUGGUCCUGGAAGAGACCCGGCGUCAGAAGGAGCUCCUGUGCAAGAUGGAGAGGGAGAAGAGCAUUGAGAUCGAGAACCUGCAGACCAGGCUACAGCAACUGGACGAGGAGAACAGUGAACUCCGGUCCUGCACGCCCUGUCUGAAGGCCAACAUUGAGCGUCUGGAGGAGGAGAAGCAGAAGCUGUUGGAUGAGAUAGAGUCGCUGACGCUGCGGCUCAGUGAAGAGCAGGAGAACAAGAGGAGAAUGGGGGACAGGCUGAGUCACGAGAGGCACCAGUUCCAGAGGGACAAGGAGGCCACCCAGGAGCUGAUCGAGGACCUCCGAAAGCAGCUGGAGCACCUGCAGCUCCUCAAGCUGGAGGCCGAGCAGCGGCGGGGCCGCAGCAGCAGCAUGGGCCUGCAGGAGUACCACAGCCGCGCCCGGGAGAGCGAGCUGGAGCAGGAGGUCCGCAGGCUGAAGCAGGACAACCGCAACCUGAAGGAGCAGAACGAGGAGCUGAACGGGCAGAUCAUUACCCUCAGCAUCCAGGGCGCCAAGAGCCUCUUCUCCACAGCCUUCUCUGAGUCCCUGGCUGCAGAGAUCAGCUCCGUCUCCCGAGAUGAGCUCAUGGAGGCGAUUCAGAAGCAGGAGGAGAUCAACUUCCGCCUGCAGGACUACAUCGACAGGAUCAUCGUGGCCAUCAUGGAGACCAACCCGUCCAUCCUGGAGGUCAAGUAGAGGCAGGAAGGUCCAGCCUGAGCUGGAUUCGGGACUCCAACACCCUGGAGUGGUUCCGUCAGACCAUGAGGAGCCAAGACCAGCAGGUCCCACAGCCGACAGUGCCCAGAGCAUGCAGGGAACCCUCGUGCAGCUGAGCUGGGGCCGCCAAAGACCGGGGCUGCCAAAGGGGCAGAGGGUGGUGGAGAGGAGAGGGAGAAAGGGAAGUCCCAGGGCCCGGGGUCCACAGAGGAUGAGGGUUGUGGCAGGGCCGUCCAUCAGCGCUGACCUUCCGGGGGCCCAGAGCUUCCCAGCCCUGAGUCAAGCUGGCCAUGAACGCGUACACUUCAGUUCAGCAGGAUGGGCUGGAGAGCCUCUCUGUGCAGCGGUGUGGGGUGAGCCCUGCUGUGGCCUCCUUGUGGUGGUCCCUCUUCCCACGUGCAGCCCUGUUGGGAAGAAAGGAAGAAAACAGGUCCCUCCAGGGGUGCUGCUGCCUAAGCCACCCACAUAAGUACGCUGGUGCCGUGUCACCCAUGUUGAGCCGCUCCUGAUGGCUGACGGGCUCCCAGACCCUCACCUCGGACAUGGUGGUGGGGGAAGGACGGGUGGGCAAGGCUGGUGCGUUCCCCAGCUCUCCCUACGCUGCUCGGGCCAUUGCCCAGCCAGAUGUGGUCACCUCAGUCCAGCUCUGGGGCCUCCAGGCCAUGUGGCUGUUCCCACGGCCCAGUCCUCGCUGCAGUAACCCCUGGGGGCUCUGACCACCUAUGGGGGCCGGGCAGGAGCCUCUGGGGCCUCCACUCCGACAUCAGGACCUGAGAUGACCGCUGUGUGGCGCUCUCUCCCUGGGCAGGGUGGAUGCCACAGGCCCCUCUGGCUCCCAGGUGCUGCUUCUCCACAGGUGCGGCCUGGCCCGGCCUCCUAAAGGCCACACCCUCCCCACGCACUUCCCAGGCCAGAAUCCAAACAUCGGGAACCCUGUUUUCUUCUGGGUGUGUCUCACUUAGAAAUCGUGGUUCUUCCCCGAGGGUGCAUGUUGCAGGAGGGAGAGGGCAGGGAAGACUCACAGCAGAGCAGGAGGGGGCCUGUGCUUCUCGGGGUCUGCACCCCAGGCACAGCGGUGUCACCCCGCAGGACCGCGGGCCUGCCCCAACCCCCAGCAUUCCCGGGUGGGCCCAGACCCCAUCACCAAGACUGGCCACCCGCUGCGUGUGUGUGCGCGCGCGUGUACGUGUGGCCCCACAUCCGCCGCCUUCCACGCUAGGAUGUAAGAGGUCGCCUCCUAUUGUACAUUUGGGGAAAGCCUUGGGUGUAAAUCAGUGUAAACUUGGAGGAGAGAUUUUUCUAUCAUGUAGAGUAGGUAUUUUUUAUAGAUUGAAGGUUGAUCAAUUUUUUAAUACUUUCAAGAGAAAACUGUGUAUACACAUGAAAUAUAUAUAUAUAUAUAUAUAUAUAUAUGUAUAAUAUAUAAAGACUGGCACCCUGCCUCUCUGUGCCCAGGCCCAGCCCUGGUGACAUGGCACCACUCAGCAGUGCUGUCACUGUAAGCAUGGACUCCCAGGAGACAGUGUGGGAAACGCUCCUGCUUUAAUUCCCCGAGAAACGGCUCUUCCUGCCUGGAUGCAGGAGGGCAGGGGCCACCACAGAUUAAAGCUGUUACUGCACACGCAGAGGCCGGCUUCUUCCUCCAGGGGGGCCACAGGGUGGGGUGGGAGUCUUCUGGGCCUGGCCCAGCUUCCCUCAAGGCGUCCGAGGCCAUCAGUUGUCUGAGCUCAGAACCCAGCAGACCUGCCUGGCUCUGCAGCUUGGUCAGACUAAGACCCUUCCAAGGCCGUAGGAUUGCACCUCCAGGCCCAGUGGAGCCUGGCAGCUUUCCAGCCAGGUUCUGGAUCCUGACGAGCUGCUGAGACAGCAUCAAGGUGGGGCAGGUGGGGCGGGGCAAAUUGGGCAGCACAGGGCUGUGUGGGCAUCAGGGCUCUGGGUCACACGCCUCUGGGGACGUACGUCCCAUGUCGGGAGAGCCGUCAAAACGUCCCCGGGAUUAAGAGAAGAGUGGGGGGCAGGGCGCAGAGGCUCACGCCAUAAUCUCAGCACUUUGGGAGGCCAAGGCAGGAGGAUCGCUUGAACCCGGGAGUUCAAGACCAGCCUGGGCAACAUAGCAAGGCCCCAUCUCUAAAAAAUAAAAAAUUAACCAGG
Messenger RNA from Homo sapiens (human), 4936 nucleotides. RefSeq names its product RAB11 family interacting protein 3 (gene RAB11FIP3). The transcript is spliced from 15 exons. The coding region runs from base 359 to 2764 and encodes 801 amino acids. The record is from RefSeq and is marked validated. NCBI's taxonomy places the organism in Eukaryota, Metazoa, Chordata, Mammalia, Primates, Hominidae. Gene Ontology annotation, biological process: protein localization to cilium; regulation of cytokinesis. Gene Ontology annotation, molecular function: calcium ion binding. Gene Ontology annotation, cellular component: Golgi apparatus; midbody; endosome membrane.